Molecule: messenger RNA, 981 nt
Organism: Penicillium griseofulvum
Lineage: Eukaryota; Fungi; Ascomycota; Eurotiomycetes; Eurotiales; Aspergillaceae
Exons: 1
Coding region: 1-981 (326 amino acids)
Source: RefSeq, a predicted model, not a curated record
AUGGUCCACACUCCUUAUUUUAACAGUGUUAUCUCCGAAUCUGCCUUCAAGACUCGUUUCCAAGCUGAGAAUGGACAAAACUUUUCGGAGAUAGCAAAUCUCUCAGCCAGUCACUGGGGACGACCUCAUCUGCUUGCAUGUCGUGUAGUACGGCGGGAUCCGCAGCGCAACCUACUUCCCAUCCUAUCACACUAUGCAGCACCCUCUGAUGUACAGUCUCCAGCGGAUGAAAUCCGAGCAUUCUUACGAGGCCCCGACUCAACAUUUAUGACCCAAAGCGAGCACUAUUUAGUGCGAAGGUCUAAUUGUGGCAUUUCACUUGCUCAAAUUUGGGCAGCUAUGGCCAUGUUCAAGGGAAACCAGAACCGACGCGUUCGAGACAUAUCUGCUCUCACUGUGCUAGGACAGAAUGAAAGUGGGCAUGGUAAUGACGAUGGGCCGGGGCACCCGAAGCGUCUUAGGCGACAAAUAUCCCAGCCAGACUUCGCCGACUCCAGCGCAAUCCGAGUUGGCUCUAGCAGUCCACUACACGAUGGCUCGCAAGAUGGCUCCGAUAGGUCCUCUUUGCCCUAUGUCGACGCUAGUACACACUAUUUGAGUAUAACACCGGAAGAUGACACUGUGCGACUCGCGUCAUGCGUCAUUCGACAUAUCCUUUACUUUGCUGCACCCCAAAACUCUGCAUCAAAUCCAGUUGUUGUCGAGUUUCGAGAUGCGAAAACGAGGCUCGCCGCUACCACAACGACCGCAGAACGGCGAAUGAUUGCCAUUGAUGACGGCGGCCUCUGUUUGCGACGACAAAACCAAGAUGGAUCUUUUGCACUUGCGAAGAACCACGUUGCACUCUUGGAAGCGAAGACGCAAUUCCAUUGUGUAGAAAAUGGUCGACCCGUCAUAUCAGAUAGGAGCUUUGCGCAGAUGGUUUGCGAAGCACUAGCGACAAGGUUAUCCAAUAUGGGUGAUGAGUCACUACGAAGGUAA